This is a messenger RNA of Drosophila persimilis, 1568 nucleotides long. Its product is annotated as prolyl 4-hydroxylase subunit alpha-1. Gene Ontology annotation, molecular function: protein binding; iron ion binding; L-ascorbic acid binding. Lineage: Eukaryota; Metazoa; Arthropoda; Insecta; Diptera; Drosophilidae. The record is from RefSeq and is a predicted model, not a curated record. Gene Ontology annotation, biological process: peptidyl-proline hydroxylation to 4-hydroxy-L-proline. Gene Ontology annotation, cellular component: endoplasmic reticulum. The transcript has 8 exons. The coding region runs from base 7 to 1533 and encodes 508 amino acids.
UUCAAAAUGAGAAGAUUGAAGUGCUUCCUGUGCUUGAUCUACCUUUGGUUUCCCGGUGCGACCUUAAGGCAGCUAAACAAGAACUAUGCCAUGUCCAUAUACGAUCUGGGAGAGCUACUGACCCACAAUAAAGUGCUGGUCAACCACCUAGAGGCCUACGCGGAUAAGUUGCAGCAGAGGGUGGACCUUAUAGACAGUUAUGUUGAGAUCAUGAAAGAGAAGAUAGCUCGCGCACAAAGGAUGGAUCACGACCCUCCGUCUAGUUUUUCCUUCAUGCGACACAUGCAAUUCGAUUGGCCCAACAUUCUGUGGUAUCUGGAGCAGCAGCCUGGUGAAGCUCAAGCUACAGGUAUAAGCCUUCUUCACUCUGAUUUACCGACUACCAAGGAUUUGGAGGAAACCCUUAAUGGGCUGUGGCGCAUUCAGACCAUUUACAAUCUAAAUGGCUCUGAUAUGGCCAAGGGACUCCUGAUGGGAGUGCAGCACAAUUACUCCACCACCCCAUUUGAGCGCUAUACCAUCGCCAAGUAUUUGGCGAAAUGGGGGGACUAUGCCAAGGCAAAAGAUUGGAUCUCUGUGUCCCUGGAUCUAUACCAGGCGGAUGAGGAUUACUGGGAUUUGUAUGAACAGCAGGGACUGUCUGCGGAAAACCUGUAUGAACUGUAUGUUGAGGUUUUAAAUAACUUGAGCGAGGACAAGGAAAGGCCUCUUUCCACGAUGAUUGAAACCCUAAAUAGGCAUCCAAAGAACCACAACUUGAAGCGGGCUCUCACUAGGCUGGAAAUGAGCCAUCGCAUUGGGGAAGAGCCCCAGGAACAGGAGUCUGAAGACCAGGAUGACUUCCUGGACUGCUGCUCUAGAGAGUGCCGCCGAGGAUCCCGACUUUACUGCCUUUACAAUACCACUGCAACAGCGUUCCUCCGCCUGGCACCCCUGAAAAUGGAGCUGUUAUCACUUGAUCCCUACGUGGUGCUCUACCAUGAUGUGCUUGCGGAUAGGGAAAUGUCUUUACUGAAGUUGAUGGCACAGAGGGACUUGGUUCGGGCCGUAACCUACAAUGCAACGGAGAAGAAACACUCUGAAGAUCCAAACCGCACCACAAAAGCCGGUUGGCUGGACCCUAGCCAUAAUCUAAUACGAAGGAUGGGCAUAUUGACAGAGGACAUGUCUAACUUGGAUCUCGAAAGAUCGGAGGACUUUCAGGUUCUCAACUACGGCAUUGGCGGCCACUAUGCCGUCCACCCCGACUUCUUUGAGGGUUCUAAUCCUGAACUCCCCGAUCGGGUUGCCACAUUAUUGUUCUACUUGAGUGAUGUGCCUCUGGGGGGCGCCACAGUGUUUCCCUUACUCGACCUGUCGGUGUUUCCCAAGAAGGGAGCAGUCUUGAUGUGGUACAACUUGGAUCACAAGGGGCAAGGCAUGGAAAAGACCAUUCACUCGGCCUGUCCCGUCGUUGUCGGCUCCAGAUGGGUGAUGACCAAGUGGAUAAAUCAGCAACCCCAACUAUUUCGACGGCCUUGCCUAAGAGAGUAGUGAAUAAAGUCUUUCGUUGAACAGAAACCAUGUCA